Messenger RNA from Laccaria bicolor S238N-H82, 654 nucleotides. RefSeq lists its product as uncharacterized. The record is from RefSeq and is a predicted model, not a curated record. NCBI's taxonomy places the organism in Eukaryota, Fungi, Basidiomycota, Agaricomycetes, Agaricales, Hydnangiaceae. The transcript is spliced from 2 exons. Bases 1 to 654 code for a protein of 217 amino acids.
AUGGCCCACUCAGUUGUCAUAGACUUUGACUGGACCGUUUACGCUUUCGAUCCUACACUCUGUGAAGAGCAAAUUCGACAAGCCCACCUGCAGCACCGAGUCAUUCCACAACGUGGCGCAGUUCUCUUACAGGAAUACAACUUUAACUACCCAGACCAAAACUUAUCCGAACCAUUUCAUAUCCCUUACUCUAUCCACUUCAACAUUCUUAAACUUUUCAUGCUAAAAAAGGCCAUGUUGGGUAAAACAUUCCUUGCUAUGCUAAAUGAGGACCCACUGAUCUUCAUGCCAAUGCUCUCCCGUCUUACAACCUACAUUUCUUACUACCAUUCUAUUCAAGACUCUUGGCUGGGUGGGGUGGACCCAACUAUUCUCCAUAGAUGGUGGAAUGUUGAGAGCACCAGGGAUCACAUGUUUCAUUCACCUGUUCAAGAUGACCCACCUAAGGGUGGGAGGUCUGAUUUUAAUUCUACGGUGGUGAGGGCUUGUAAAGAGUGGUGGAUGUCUAAGGUUUGGAAUGUUGGGGAUGUCGCCAGGACUCCGGAGGCACAAAUUUCUGAAUCUGUUCUUCAUAUUGGAGAUUGGAUUGAGAACGAAAUAAUCCGGGAACUAGGGCAUUGUGACAUGACAAAUGAAGACCUUCCAAAGCGAUGA